Molecule: messenger RNA, 1734 nt
Organism: Cladocopium goreaui
Lineage: Eukaryota; Dinophyceae; Suessiales; Symbiodiniaceae
Source: the annotation of a GenBank genome assembly
AUGGAAUCGUCGCUGUUCGAAGACCUUGUUUGUUUCUUGCAGAAAGAAGAGCUUGUGUUGAAGGCUUUGCGUGCCACGAAUUUGAAAGCAUGCUUGCGGACAGGGACAGGCACCAAAGGAUACGAAGCAAAUGCAGAGCGAGCCAAGUAUUAUAGAAUUUACAAUAAGAUUGAGAAGUCAGUAACAGCUGACCAAAAAGCUACUCUAAUGGAUUGGGAUCGAAGGCUUUGCAGUGAGGCGGAGGACAUUGAUUUUGCACGGUUGCUUGCCAUAUUUGCAAGCCGUGAAGAGGAGCUGAAGCAAAUGAGAAAACCGAGCCUCGAAGCAUGCUUCAACAGCAACCUGAGCAAUGAAGACAAAGACUUAAAGUUUUGCCGAAAUUUCUUCAAACGCAAAAAAACAAGUUGGACAGAUGAACAGCAAAAGGUUGUGGAUGAAUGGGAGGAGAAGAUUUGUGGCGAUGGUGCGGGGUUAUGUCCUGCCAUCGAUGCAGCUUUCACGCGUUUGCUGACUAUACUGGAAAACCGUGAAGAUGAAUUGCGACAAAUGCGAAAAACAAGUCUCGAAGCAUGUUUCAACAGCAGCCUGGGCAAUAGAGACAAGGACUUAAGGUUUUGCCAAAAUUUCUUGAGGCGCAAAAAAGCAAGUAUGACAGAUGAACAGCAAAAGGUUGUGGAUGAAUGGGAGGAGAAAAUUUGUGGCGAUGGUGCGGGGUUAUGUCCUGCCAUCGAUGCAGAUUUCACGCGUUUGCUGACUAUACUGGAAAACCGUGAAGAUGAAUUGCGACAAAUGCGAAAAACAAGUCUCGAAGCAUGUUUCAACAGCAGCCUGGGCAAUAGAGACAAGACAAUGAUCUUGGUUUUGGACGGAACUUUUUCCGUCGGCGGAAAUAUGUUGACGGAUGAGCAGCACAAGGUUCUUGAGGACUGGUCUGCCAAGAUUUGUUGCCAUGAGCAUGUUGAUGAUGGCUUUCGGCGCUUUCUUUCAACUUUGCAUGCUCGAGCACAGGAGCUGUCUGCCUUGCGCAAAUGUGACCUGAAAGGCAUCUUUUCGUCCCAUAUUUGCAAAAAACAUUCGGAGUUGAAAUUUUGUCAAAACUUUUGGCGGCGCAACGCAGAAAAAUUUAGUCCCGAGCAAGAGGAACAAGUGGAGGAUUUGAAAGCAGGAAUUCUUUGGCCUCAUGCGCAAGACGAUCGUGCGGCGUUGCGGCCCGCGGUUGUGAGGAUGUUGGAGAAAUUUGAAAACAUACUUGCACGCAAAGGCGCAGAUUUUCGCGGCUUUGGGGCUGCAAGUGUUGAUGGUCUGUUUACCGGGCACGCGAAGAAAUCUGAUUGUGAGGUUAGAUUUUGUUACGAUUUUGUCAGCCGUGUGUUUCCCAAACUGGAAGAUUCGGAGCAACAGCGACUUCGCAUCAAACUGGAUGACCUGUUGUUGAAAAGCUGCUCGGAUAGAGCUGCUAGCUUUCUGCGGGCUCACCCUCGGGAAGUUGCGCUGCAACUCACUUGGGGUCAGCGACUGGUGGUUCCGGGAGCUCGUGAGGCAUACGCAGUCGCAACCUAUGAACGAGAGGCCAUGGGUCGUAGCCUCGGCUUCACAGAAGCCACCAUAGCAACGUCAAUUCCUCCCGGAACUGGACGUGCGAAGUUGUGUUCCGCGUCCAGCAUGGUCGAGACGGCGCUGGAGAGUCAGACAAGCACGGCGGCAAGUGUGCAGCCACCUGUGGUGAAUGACUAG